Geosmithia morbida is the source of this 2262-nucleotide messenger RNA. RefSeq names its product catalase-peroxidase. Gene Ontology annotation, molecular function: heme binding; catalase activity. The transcript is spliced from 3 exons. Lineage: Eukaryota; Fungi; Ascomycota; Sordariomycetes; Hypocreales; Bionectriaceae. Gene Ontology annotation, cellular component: cytosol. The record is from RefSeq and is a predicted model, not a curated record. Gene Ontology annotation, biological process: hydrogen peroxide catabolic process; cellular response to hydrogen peroxide. The coding region runs from base 1 to 2262 and encodes 753 amino acids.
AUGGGUGAGAGCAAGUGCCCCUAUAGCCUCAAGCAGGCUAAUGCCGCUGGUGGCGGUACCCAACCCAGUGAUUUGUGGAAGGAUCAGCUGCCCGUCCACAUUCUCCGCCAGAACUCCUCGUCGGCUAGCCCUGUUGGAAAGGACUUCAACUAUGCCGAGGCCGUCAAGAAGCUCGACUUUGCUGCCCUCAAGAAGGAUAUGCACGCCCUCAUGACCGACUCCCAGGACUGGUGGCCCGCUGACUUUGGCCACUAUGGUGGUCUCUUUAUCCGUCUGAGCUGGCACUCAGCUGGAACAUACCGCCAAUUCGACGGUCGUGGCGGUGGUGGCCACGGUCAACAGCGAUUCGCCCCCCUCAACAGCUGGCAGGACAAUGCCAGUCUCGACAAGGCCCGUCGUCUCCUCUGGCCCAUCAAGCAGAAGUAUGGUGAAAAGAUCUCGUGGGCAGACCUCAUUGUGCUCGCUGGAAACAUUGCCUUGGAAGACAUGGGCUUCAAGACUGCUGGCUUUGCUUUCGGACGCCCCGAUAACUACGAAGCCGAUCACUCGACCUACUGGGGCCGCGAGCCUGAAUUCUGGGGCAACAAGGAGCGUUACGAGGGUGGAAUUGAAGGUCUUGCCGGCUGGCAAGUCAAGAGGGGUGGUGAUAAUCUGCCCGCCAAGAACCUCGAGGCCCCUCUGGCUGCCUCGGUCCAUGGCCUUAUCUACGUCAACCCCACUGGUCCCGAGGGCAGCGCCGAUCCUAUAUGGGCUGCCAAGGACAUCCGCGACACAUUUGGACGAAUGGGUAUGGAUGAUGCCGAGACCGUUGCUCUGAUUGCCGGAGGCCACUCCUUUGGCAAGACGCAUGGUGCCGCCCCCGACAGCCACGUUGGUGUUGAGCCUGAGGCUGCUGAUCUUGAGGAGCAGGGCUUCGGCUGGACUAGCAAGUACGGCUCCGGAAAGGGACCCGACACCAUCACCAGUGGUCUCGAGGUGACGUGGACUAAGACUCCUGCCAAAUGGAGCUACGACUUCCUGGACUACCUCUUCAAGUUCGAAUGGGAACUUGUCAAGAGCCCUGGUGGUGCUCCCCAGUGGCAGGCCAAGAACGCCGAGGCCACCAUACCCGACGCUUACGACCCCAACAAGAAGCACGUUCCCACCAUGCUAACCACUGACCUGUCGGUCCGCUUCGACCCCGAGUACGAGAAGAUUGCCCGUCGCUUCCUUGCAAACCCCGCUGAGUUUGAGGACGCCUUUGCCAAAGCUUGGUUCAAGCUUCUGCACCGUGACAUGGGCCCCCGUUCCCGCUACAUUGGUCCUGAUGUUCCCAAGGAGGAGUUCAUCUGGCAGGACCCCAUCCCCGCCCUCGACCACCCAAUCGUUGACUCCGGGGACGUCGUAGCUCUCAAGGCGGAGAUCCUCAAGACUGGUGUCGCACCCUCUAAGCUCAUCUCAGCCGCCUGGGCCUCCGCCUCUACCUUCCGCAACAGCGACAAGCGCGGUGGUGCAAAUGGUGCCAGGAUCCGCCUCGCUCCCAUGAAGGACUGGAAGGUCAACAACCCCACUGAGCUCGCCGAGGUCCUCAAGGCCCUCGAGGGUAUCCAGAAGCGUUUCAACAGCUCCGCCAGCAACGGAAAGAAGGUCUCCAUUGCCGACCUGAUCGUCCUUGGUGGCUGUGCUGCCGUUGAGAAGGCUGCCAAGCAGGCUGGCGUUGACGCCACAGUCCCCUUCACCCCCGGUCGCACGGACGCUUCACAGGAGCAGACCGACAUUGAGGCUAUGAACUACCUUCAACCCUAUGCCGAUGGCUUCCGCAACUAUGGCCAGUCGACCUCGCGUGUCAGGGCUGAGCACAUCCUCAUCGACCGUGCCCACCUGUUGAGCCUGACCCCUCCUGAGAUGACGGUGCUUGUCGGCGGUCUACGCGUUCUUGGUGCCAACUACGACAACUCGUCAACCGGUGUUUUCACCUCGCACCCCGGUGUUCUGACCAACGACUUCUUUGUCAACCUUCUUGACAUGGCCACUGAGUGGAAGCCCACUGACGCCAGCGGCGAGACCUUUGACGGUCUUGACCGCAAGACUGGCCAAAAGAAGUGGGUUGCUUCGCGUGUUGACCUUGUCUUUGGUUCUCACGCUGAGCUGCGCGCCAUUUCUGAGGUCUACGGCUGCUCUGACUCCGGCAAGAAGCUCGUGUACGAUUUCAUUUCUGCCUGGGACAAGGUCAUGAACCUUGAUCGCUUUGAGGUAUCCACCCAGGCUCGUCCCCGCCUAUGA